This is a messenger RNA of Gadus morhua (Atlantic cod), 2153 nucleotides long. RefSeq names its product thiamin pyrophosphokinase 1 (gene tpk1). Gene Ontology annotation, biological process: thiamine metabolic process; thiamine diphosphate biosynthetic process. The coding region runs from base 480 to 1247 and encodes 255 amino acids. Gene Ontology annotation, molecular function: thiamine diphosphokinase activity; ATP binding; thiamine binding. The record is from RefSeq and is a predicted model, not a curated record. Lineage: Eukaryota; Metazoa; Chordata; Actinopteri; Gadiformes; Gadidae. The transcript is spliced from 9 exons.
GACCGUGCAGUCUUGUUGGUUGUUUACAAAACGGACCAGGAACUAAUGACUAAAGUCUCCUCCAUUCUUUAAAUUUACUGUCAAUCUACACAAUAUACGGUAUUGCGGUGGAAACCAACCUCAUUGGGUGUCUACGGUGUACAUUUCCUCUCAGUAAGGACUCUUUUUCCACGUCCUCAGACUUAUCUUUCGAGCCAAAAGUACGUAGCGGUCGAUGUUUCGGAUGACAGCCCACUUUUUGCAGUUGUCAAAUCAGAUCGCAUGUGCCAAGAGAGAAGGCGUGAUGAGCGUUCACUGAUGCCAUCUCCUCUCUGAUAGUUCUUCAGACCGGGGAAUGCGUGUUCCUGACGGUUUUUAAACAGUAGGUCUUGUGUCUGUCAGAUCACCAGUCAACGUCCACUCGUAAGCCAGCAUUGUGUAAGAUAAAGAAACAGUUGAGUAAGCGCUGCUCAGUGUAAGGUGGUGGAGGGCUUCGGUGGAUGCCAGUCAUGGACGAGCAGUUGACACCUUUGGACUGCCUGCUGCCCUCAGGCACUCAGAAGAUCUGCCUAAUAAUGCUCAACCAGCCUCCGGAGAAGCACCAUCUCCACGUCUUGUGGAGCAAAGCCCUCAUCAGAGCGUGUGCGGACGGCGCUGCUAACCACCUUUACAGCGUCACUGCAGGGGACCGCAAAAGUUUUCUUCCAGACUAUAUCAGUGGGGAUUUUGAUUCCAUUACUUCAGAGGUCAAGGAAUUUUAUGCAGAGAAGGGAUGCAAGCUGAUAGAAACGGCUGAUCAGGACCUGACGGACUACACCAAAUGUUUAUCCAUCAUGGUGGAGGAGAUCAAACGACGCCAACUAAAGGUGGAUGCCAUCGUGACGCUGGGCGGUCUGGCAGGCCGCCUGGACCAGACCAUGGCGUCGGUGGAGACCCUCUACCACGGCCUGUCCCUCACCCGCCUCCCCCUGCCCAUCAUCCAGGGCACCAGCCUGGCACUGCUGCUCAGACCGGGGUCCCACAGGAUAGAGGUGAACACGGGCCUGGAGGGGGAGUGGUGCAGCCUGAUCCCAGUCGGCGGGCCGUGUCGAACACACACCACCGGGCUCAAGUGGAACCUGAACGACCAGGUCCUGCAGUUUGGGACGCUGGUGAGCACCUCCAAUACCUACGAGCCAGUCCCCCCAGGACACCCCAGGAGGCCAGUGACCGUGACAACGGACCAGCCACUGCUGUGGAGCAUGGGCAUCAGCCAGGACAGGGAAUGACAUGCCAGCGUUCCUGGUCCAAACCCAGCCAAUCAGGACCAACGUUGUUUGCUGAAAUUUCUAAUCAGGGUCGUUGCCAAAUCCUAAUCUCUGAAGAUGCAAUGACAAAGUUAGUGAUUUUUUUAACAAUUUAUGGUGGUUUGAAAUGCAAUGUUAAAACAAUGUUGAUAAUUCACAGCACUGUUGAGUGAUUUUAGAGCAAUUGUGGUGGUUGAAAAUUCACUGUUACUCAUUGCUCAUUAUAAUUCACAACUAUGUAUUCAAAAGAAGAGGACCCAUGUUGCCUAUCCAAGUGCAUAACUGUGAGCUCUCUUUUGUAUCAUACUAUAAUGUGCCUUUUCCACGGUAUCAGUCCUGCACCCACAGGAGCCUUCGAGUAUUUCAUGCAAGUAGAAUUUGAGAGAGACUAGUGCCUUUGAAGAACAUAAGAAAGAAACUUGUAACGACUGAACAAAGAAGAAUGAGAGGAAAACACAGCCUUUGGGUUUCUAUGAUUUUAUUAAACAGAGCCAAGUACAAAUAUUGCACAAUGAAUGUAGAAAUGACAUCCUGUGAAGUCCCCCAAAAUCCUCCCCCCCCCCCUAACACGUGGUCUUCUUUCUCAGUUCCAUCCGGUCUAGUUCUGUUUGGACACACACCGUUUAGCCGCCCCUAGAUGAAUAAAGAAACAGUGUUUGUUAAUAUUUGACAGGAGACCUCACACUGAAAAUUUGUGCACAUGUUUAAUACUAAAUAAUAAGCAUUGGUGAACAACACAAAAUUAACUGGUGUAGAUUAUAAUCAUCGGUAAAGGCCUAGAACACUAAUAAUGUUGCUCAAACAUACUAUUAAUCAGGUCAUGAACUGAUUAUAUAUGGAUUACCAACGAAUUACCUAUACCCAAUAAAAGUUUUUCAUGUCACCCAA